CUCGGUUACGAGCCGCAGUAUACACAACAUUAUAGUUGGAGCAGACGUCGACUCUCGCGGUGUACUUCUUUCUCUCUCUCUCUGUCUCUGUCUUUCUCUCUCCACCUCAUGCCUUCAAAUCCACUGCGGCUACUGCUGCCAUACUAUGUUAUGUUGAGAAAUUGAGUCAUGCAUAGUUAGUUCGCUCGUGUAAUAUAUUCGCUUGAGACGUUUAAUUGACGUUGAAUAGUCGCGUGCGUUUGUGCCUCCAUUAAAAUAGCUACACGUGCGUAUUACCACUUGGCUUCUUACAGUGUCCGAGUGCCUGUGUGCAUACAUUACUCUGUAAUACAUUCGAAAACGAGCCGACACUGGCCUGAUUGGGGCCCGCGUUUGAACGCUUUAACCGUGCAGAGUAAUACAUAACUUUACGAUCCGACGAGCAAAAACAAUCGUGCUCAAUACGAGAAGACAUUUGCACAGACAUGAGAUUCGAGUGUGUUCGCUGCUCGAAGCACGUGUUCUCCUGGACGCUGCCAGUGCUGCUACUGGCUUUCCUCUCGCCUGGCAAAUGCGAUUUUCCCUCCUUCAACGAAGUCGUCGACGCCUUUCAGCUGAUUUGGCAAAGCUCCCAUGACGACGCGACCGCCAGACCGCCGACUUAUAAAUCGCUCAGCAAGGCCACAGAUAAUCCUGAUGUCGAUCUUACCACGCCGGAAAUGAUUAGACGGGAAGGCUACUCGUCGGAAGCGCACGUGAUAAUGACCGAGGACGGCUAUCUGUUGACGAUGCACCGAAUACCUGGACGAGGACCGGCGGUUUUUCUCCAACACGGUCUUCUGGCCAGCUCGUCCGACUGGGUUAUACCGGGCAAGAAUAAAGGCUUAGCGUUCAUUCUGUCAGACCUGGGCUACGACGUCUGGAUGGGUAAUGCGCGCGGAAACACCUACUCUCAUGGCCACGUUAACUACACCACUCACGACUUGAGAUACUGGGAUUUUAGCUGGCAAGAAAUGGCCAAGUACGACUUACCCGCGGAGAUAAAUUAUAUUGUGAGAAUAAAAAACGCCAGCCUGAUGUACAUUGGACACUCGAUGGGCACGACCAUGUUUUAUGCGAUGGCGAUCGAUCGUCCCGACGUAGCCAAGAGCGUCAAAGCGAUGUUUAGCUUGGCUCCCAUCGCCUUCAUGAAUCACUUGAAGAGCCCGGUGAGAAUACUCUCGUACUACUUGAGCGAGAUCCAGUGGAUAAUCCGAGUUCUGGGAGAGGGCGAAUUUCUGCCGCAGAACUGGCUAUUGAAAUUUUUCGCCAGGCACGGAUGCGACGUCAACGUUUCCGAGGAAAAAAUUUGCGCAAACACGCUGUUCCUGAUUUGCGGCUUCGACGCCUCGCAAUUCAAUUAUACCCUUUUGCCGGUGAUUUUGAGCCAUUCUCCGGCUGGAGCGUCGACCAAAACGUUGAUUCACUACGGGCAAGAAAUCAAGUCUGGAAAUUUUCAGAGAUACGAUUACGGAAAGUAUAAAAAUCUCCAGAUAUACAAUAGUACCGUACCGCCCCAGUACGACUUGUCGAAAGUUCAAGUGCCCGUGGGCAUUUUUUGGUCGGAGAACGAUUGGUUGGCUAGUCCCAUCGACGUGCAACGCUUGUACAAAUCUUUACCCAAUAAGAUUAUAAACUACAAGGUUGAUUAUCCCAAGUUCAAUCAUCUUGACUUUUUAUGGGCGGUCGAUGCACCAAAAUUAGUUUAUAAGAAAUUAGUAGCUACAAUGGAGGAAUUUAGAAAUUUAUGAAAAGUAGAGCAAAUAUUGGCUUAUGUUGUUUUAUAUUUUCUUAUUUUUAUAUAUUAUAGACGUACUCCGUUAGAAAAGGGGAAAAUGUAGCAUAUUUUGUCCGUUUUUUUUUUAACAAUAAUGAUUUAUCUAUGUAAAUAAAUACAUAAUUUCAUCAUGUAAAUAAAAAAAGUAUC
Molecule: messenger RNA, 1945 nt
Organism: Trichogramma pretiosum
Lineage: Eukaryota; Metazoa; Arthropoda; Insecta; Hymenoptera; Trichogrammatidae
Product: lipase 3-like
Exons: 7
Coding region: 465-1769 (434 amino acids)
Biological process (GO): lipid metabolic process
Molecular function (GO): hydrolase activity, acting on ester bonds
Source: RefSeq, a predicted model, not a curated record